Molecule: messenger RNA, 636 nt
Organism: Cryptococcus deneoformans JEC21
Lineage: Eukaryota; Fungi; Basidiomycota; Tremellomycetes; Tremellales; Cryptococcaceae
Exons: 7
Coding region: 124-579 (151 amino acids)
Cellular component (GO): membrane; endoplasmic reticulum; nuclear envelope
Molecular function (GO): glutathione peroxidase activity; glutathione transferase activity
Source: RefSeq, a predicted model, not a curated record
AUCAAGCACAGAGUUUCCGACGGAGUUGGAUAGCCUGCCAGCCACUGCCGCCUUAUCACUAUAAAGGGAAGCCACCUCUUCUUUCAAACGCUUCCACCCAGCAUUCCAUAACACUAUCCCAGAAUGUCUGCCAUCACCCUUCCUGCCGCUUUCCCCGUCGUCGGUAUUCCUAUCUUCGCUACCUUUCUCCUCAACACGUGGCAGCAAAUUCUUGUCAUGAAAGCGCGUAAGGAGUCUGGCGUCAAGUACCCUACAUUAUAUGUCCCCGAGGCCGAGGCUGCUGCCGAUGCUAAAAAGAUGAAAUUCAACUGCUGCCAGCGUGCUCACGCCAACACUCUCGAGAAUAUUCCCUACGUCCUCGCUUUCUUUGGUUUCCUCAGCGUUUUCCACCCCAAGAUCGCCUCCGCUGCCAUGCUCAUGUGGGUUAUUGGCCGCGUCCAAUACACUGCAGGCUACGCUUCUGGUGACCCCGCAAAGCGUAUCGGCAAUAUCUACAGGAUCUCGUAUCUUGGGUUUUUCACCCUUGCCUUCGGAACUCUUGGUGUUGCAGUUCAAAAGAGCUGCUCGGUCCUCUUCUAAUCAUAUGGAUAUUGGUCUUUCUGAUCGGAAUAAUAUAUGUACAAUUGUUUCAUGCGA